AGGCCACUUGCAAACGAUGCGAUCUCCAGUAAAGUACCAACAUUAGUAACUUUUCAUCCAAAUUCAGCGUUAUUGUACAACUUUUAAUUUAUAGCGCAUUGUGUGACACUUUGUUUAACGUUACUGAUAACAGUUUAAAUAUUUUGCUCGUGCCUUGAAGAAACCACCAAGGAUCCCGUCUGUUAAAAGUGGUGGCAAAAAACUAUAAGACUAGUGAAAAAAUUGACUGUGAUACAGUGCGACUCAAAUCUUUGAUUUCCACACUUCAUGGUUCCACAACUUCGUAAAUAAUUCCCGUGAGAAAAAUUAUUACCCAAUUUUAAUACAUUAUCAAGCCGGUGUUUUGUGGUCUUGAUAACCCUUAUCUCACUUAUCUUAAAAAUAAUCCAGGAAGUUUUCCUGAAAAAAUCGCGAUUCCUGCAGCGCAUGCCUGCGUAUUCCUGCAGGGUUAGUGAAACAUCAACCCUCUUCAGUUUUCAGCCGUGCUGAAAUCUGCACCGUUUCAGUGCAAGUGCAGUGUGUAAACACGAUCAAUACAAGCGGAAAACAUGUCGGCAACGAGCACCCCUAGGCGAAAACCCGGAUUUCCCGGAUCCCUCACCGACUUGCACAGGUUCCGCAAGACUGUGCACGGACACGACGGCUCCAGCAGGAUUGUUAUGGUCAGGAAGACCGACCAGAGGACUUUCGCAUCCAUUGAAAAGGGACAGGAACCGAAAUUAGAGACGAUUACGCGUGAAACGAUCGAAACAUUCCGCGGGCAACGGACCGAAUGCAAAAUCACCACAGAGAAGAAAGGCUGUGAAGACAAGUUCCCGCCUGAUUUAAUCGAAUCAUUACAAGUAUCGCGAACCCCGAAGCGAACUCUUUCGAAUAAAAAGAAACGAAAUCCAGUUAUGGACUUCCAACAAGAGUGCCUUGCGGCUCAUAACGAGUACCGAAAACGUCACGGAGUCCCUCCAUUGAAACUUGACAAAGACAUGUGCAAAGUUGCCCAACAGUGGGCGAAUCAUUUAGUCAGCAGAAAUAUACUCCAACAUAGCAAUAACAAGGAUUUUGGCGAAAAUUUAUUCUGCAUGACUUCGUCAAACCCCAAUGUUACAGUGUCAGGGAAAGAGCCAGUGGAUGCCUGGUAUGGCGAGAUCAAAGACCAUACUUUUGGUGUGGAACCGACUAGCCUAGCUUCGGGACAUUUCACUCAAGUUGUGUGGAAAAACAGUGCUAAACUAGGCGUAGCGUUUGCUAAAUCAGGUGGACGGGUUGUGGUAGUUGCCAAUUAUGACCCCCCAGGAAACUAUGUGGGGAGUUUUAGCAAAAACGUACCACCUGUUGGUGGUUUUUCGCCAAAUAAUAACAACAACAACAACGAUGACUGUUCUGAAGGACUUUCAAAACUGACCAUUAGUAACGGUACCAAACCCAGUACUACCAACAAAGACGUGAAAAAUGGUACCGAAGGAAAUUUCGAGCAAGACUUUAUCAAUGCCCAUAAUGAGUACAGAAAACGGCACGGUGUCCCUUCUUUAAAACUCGACAAGAAACUGUGCAAAUACAGCGAAGAAUGGGCAAAACACCUAGCGGCCAAAAACAUCCUCGAACACCGUCCUAGUUGUAACUACGGCGAGAAUAUCUUUUGUAUGUCGUCGUCAGACCCGAAUUUUACCAUUUCUGGGAAUACUCCCGUGGACCAUUGGUAUGAAGAAGUGCGUUUUCACCCAUUUGGGCGCGAACCCAACAGUCUCAAAUCCGGGCAUUUCACGCAAGUUGUGUGGAAAUCGAGCGAGUUGCUGGGUGUUGGGGUGGCUAAAAAUAGCCAAGGGAGUAUUUACGUAGUAGCGAACUACUCCCCAGCUGGAAACUUUGUUGGGCAUUAUGUUGAAAAUGUCCCACCACUCACUUCAACCAAAACCGGAACUACUGAUAAGAAAGUUGCUUCUCCGCAAGGAGUCAACAAUGAGGGGUUUGCCCAGUUUGCGCUAGAUGGGUUGAAAGUGCAUAAUGAGUACAGGCGGAAACAUGGAGUUCCAGACUUGAAACUCAACAAAGAGAUGUGCGACUAUGCGCAAGAAUGGGCCGACACUUGCGCGAAAAGCGGGAGUAUGUGCCACCGUGCCAACAACCCCUACGGGGAAAAUAUCUUCUGUGUGUACUCUUCUGAUCUGACUCACGUGCCCUCUGCACGUGACGCCGUUAAAGAAUGGUACGACGAAAUCAAAAAACACACUUUCGGAGUGGAGAGUGUGAAUCAUGGUACUCUCCAUUUCACCCAAAUUGUUUGGAAAGGUUGCACCGAUUUGGGAAUGGCAAUGGCCAGUAACAACAAAGGAGAGACCUACGUCGUUGCAAAUUACAAUCCUCGAGGCAACUACGUUGGCCAGUUCGUUGAUAACGUGCCUAGACCACGAUUCUGACCUUUGAAGAAGUAAUUUUAUACAACAUUCCAUUAUUAAGCCAAAGAAUUUUGUAUUUUUAUUUUUAUUAUCAUUAUUAUUUAUUAGACGGUAUGGUUAUAACAAAAUAUUCCUGAUAAGUAUUAUAUUGUAUGCAAUCGAUAGUGAGAGUUAAGCAUUCAGCUCAUACCAAAGAGCGGUACACUGUACAUAAAUAAUCACUUGUAACAAUCAAUGUUCUUGCAAAUUCGGUCCAUUUUUUGACUGUGAUUCUUAAAGACUGUCCAAGUUGUUGCAACUGUUUAAUCCGUCAGCGUUUCAAUACCACGAGCUUAUCACUCAGUUGCUGAUUUAAAUUAUUCGGAAAGCGUUUAACUAACAAUGCGAUAACCACUCUGUGAUGUAGAUCAAUUAUCUGUUGCUUUAAACAGAACACUUUGUUAAAGUUAUUAGCAAACUAUUUCGAGUAGUUAGGUAUUGUAUUUGUGAGGUUCUUCCAUUGUUGAAUUUUGUAACACCCUAAGAUAAUCGUUCAAUUUUUAUAUAUGCACAGUGUUAAUUAAGGAAAGUGAUGUUUUUCAACUUCUAGUACAAAUUGUUGAUGUUUACCUAAUCAAUACUAACAUUAUUAUUACUAUGACGUGUUUGUUCAUACGGGCAAUAAAAAUAAAAUUGUAAAGUAAAAAAA
Tribolium castaneum (red flour beetle) is the source of this 3078-nucleotide messenger RNA. RefSeq lists its product as uncharacterized. Gene Ontology annotation, cellular component: extracellular region. The transcript has 5 exons. NCBI's taxonomy places the organism in Eukaryota, Metazoa, Arthropoda, Insecta, Coleoptera, Tenebrionidae. Bases 549 to 2411 code for a protein of 620 amino acids. The record is from RefSeq and is a predicted model, not a curated record.